GUUUUCCUCUGGUGAGAAACUUUUCAUUUCGACUCCUCCUCUCAUUGGAUCAGCUGUUUGUCUAUCGGAUGCAAAGGAAACAAUUUAAUGUUUUCAAUGUUUUUACUUGAUGAUUAGCUAAUUACUUAUUCUAAUUGUGAAAAAUGAGUGAUUCAAAUACUCCUCUUGAUCGUGAUAAUUUUGUGGAAACUCAAUUAAAAUUAAUUCAAAUUGAAUAUGAAGCCGAAAUUGAGAAAACAAUAAAUAAUCAAAAGAAUCUGAAAUUAGUUGAUUUGGUUCGUCAAGGAGUUUGUAUUCACAAAUUGAGAUGUCUAUCAACUCGGACUGGUUUGUUUCGUCGAGUUUUAAUUACGUUGGCUCACAAUCAAAGUGACAAACAAUUACCUGCUCAUAAAAUCACCUGUGGUGAUAUAGUUUCAAUCCAUGAAGGUGCUGAAUCUGAAUCUCUCGCUUCGGGUGUUGUAUAUUCACUUAACUCAAACGCUGUCACAGUUGCAUUUGAAAAAGAGUCGAACCUCAAUUUGGAUCAAGAUUUUAAUAAUUACUGUUUAAUUAAGAUAUCAAACGAUGUCACAUAUAGAAGGCUGAAAAAGGCUUUAAUUAAUCUUCGCAAUUAUCCUGUUGGUGGGCGAGCAUCGGCUCUCAUUGAUUUACUAUUUGGCUGUCGAUUACCAGGUCGUCCUAAUGUAAUUGGACCGAUUGAAUUUUUCAACAGUCGAUUGGACGAUUCUCAAAAGGAAGCCGUGACCUUUGCUCUUCGGUCAAGAGAUCUAUGUAUUAUCCAUGGUCCACCCGGAACGGGAAAAACUACCAGUAUAGUUGAGGUCAUUCUUCAACAUGUGAAAAGAGGGCUGAGGGUCUUGGUCUGUGCUCCAUCCAAUGUGGCAGUUGAUAAUCUUGUCGAAAGAUUGGCCUCAUUUAAAGCCCGGAAUAUGAUUCGAUUAGGUCAUCCAGCCCGAGCUUCGAGUGAUAUUCAAAAGUUCACUUUGGAUGCAGCGAUAGCUCGUUCUGAUGAGAAUACAAUUGUCGAAGAGAUCAGACAAGAGGUUGAUAGUUUAAGGAGCUCACGAGAUCGUAGUAAACGCUCACAGAUCACUGAGCUACUGAAAGAUUUGAAACAACGCGAAAGAAGCAUCAUAAAGCGAGUACUUAGUGGCUGUGAAAUCGUCCUAGCAACUUUGGUCAGUUCCUCGCGCGAUGGUCCACUUAAACAUCUAAUAAACGAUCCUGAUAAAAACUUUGAUGUCCUCAUAAUCGACGAGUGUUCCCAAGCCCUUGAAUCGGCUUGUUGGAUACCGUUGACCUACGUUGACAAGUGUAUUCUCGCCGGUGAUCAUUAUCAAUUACCUCCGACAAUUAUUUCCGAAACAGCGGCCAAAGAAGGCCUUGAGUUAACUUUGAUGGAGAGACUUCUUUCCCGAUUCGAUCACGAAAAAGUGGUUCGUAUGUUAACGGUACAAUAUCGAAUGCACCAGAAAAUAAUGGAAUGGUCUUCCAAAAGUUUCUAUUCCAACAAAUUAACUGCUCAUCAAUCAGUAGAAAAUCAAUCAAUGUCCGAAAUCAGUAAUUUAACUGAUUGUCCACCCUUAUUGUUGAUCGACACCGCGGGUUGUGAUAUGCCAGAACUUGAUCUGGAGGAAGAAGAAUCCAAAGGAAAUGAACACGAAGCCGACAUAGCGGCCUCUUAUGUGACCUAUUUAAUUACCAACGGUGUUAAACCUGAACACAUUGGUAUAAUUACUCCGUACAAUUUGCAGGUUGAAUUGAUUAGACUUCGACUGAAUGAAAAACACCCUGGCGUUGAGAUACGUUCAGUCGACGGGUUUCAGGGCCGAGAAAAGGAAGUAAUUAUUUUAUCACUCGUUCGGUCAAACGAAAAUAAAUCAACUGGAUUUCUAUGUGAAUAUCGACGUAUCAAUGUGGCCGUAACUCGAGCCAAGAAACACCUUGUUGUCAUUUGCGAUUCCGACACUGUGACAGCAGAAAAACACAUCUCAUCAUUAGUUGAUUAUCUCAAUGAUAACGGAGAUGUGAGAUCAGCUCAUGAAUAUUUAAAUUCGAUGGAAACAUUCAAAGAUAUUGAAAGACCUCAACAUUUAAGGUUCAAGGAGAUGAAAAAAGAGACAAUUAAGAAACAAUCAAAAGUUACUCAACAAGAAAAAGGAAAAAAAUCAAAUCAAUCAACCAAAAAGGAACAACAAUCAACAACCAAAACAAGUACAAGUAGAACUCAAGAAGAAAAUGAAAACAUUGAGAAAACAAUUCGAGAUAAAUUGUUGGACUUUAAAUCGUCAUCCAAACUUGAAUAUUCAUUUCCACCGUCUUUGACCUCAUUUGAACGGCGAGUUGUUCAUUAUAUUGCCGAUGAAUUGAACUUGUCUCAUGAAAGUCAAGGCGAAGGCGACAAUAGGCACAUUAUCGUGAAGAAAAUUGUCCCGAAAAGUAGUCCAAUCAAAGUGCCGAAAGAAGCUUCGAGUCCUCAGAAAGAGGAGAUUAAACAAUCAACUGAAGAACCCGAAACAAUUAGUUUGAAAGAAGAAACAUCUUCAACAAUCAACAAAGAACAAUUAAAAAAGAAAGCGAAAAAAUCGAAAGUCAAAAAGUCCAAUCAACCAGAAGAAAUUGUUUCCACCGUUAGUACUAAACCUUUCACCUCUGUCCAGAAAAAACCCCCAGCAACAAUAUUGACCAAGAACUUUGACCUUAAUAGUAAAUUGGACAAACUUGAUGAUUUCGACGAAAUGUUAGAACUGGUCAAGCAAAUGGAUUCCGUUUGUUUCUUUAUCAAAUGUAAAGUGAAAACAGCGACUUUAGGUCAAAAUUGUCAAUUCUGUAAAAAAAGAUUUUGUUUGGCCCAUUCGAUGCCCGAAAUUCAUGGAUGUGGUGAUGCCGUUCGUGCCUAUGCUCGAAGUACAGUCCGUAAAGAAGGUAAAAUUUAUCCUGGACUUGGAAUUCCGAGUAAAAAACCCGAUCCCGUUAAAAGAUCACAAUUAGAAAGGAAGAUGAAUAAAAAAAUGGAGGAAAUGAGCUCGAAAAGGAAAACACAACCCAAGAAGGAUUAACUAAUUGUAUAAAAUUAAAUAUUCUGUUUACUAAAUAGUUAACUAAUCGACAAACGAUCCAUUGGUUUUACAAUUAAAAUCAUUUUCAUCAAACAACAACAA
Panonychus citri (citrus red mite) is the source of this 3164-nucleotide messenger RNA. Its product is annotated as DNA-binding protein SMUBP-2-like. Bases 144 to 3062 code for a protein of 972 amino acids. The record is from RefSeq and is a predicted model, not a curated record. The transcript has 2 exons. Gene Ontology annotation, molecular function: DNA binding; zinc ion binding; 5'-3' DNA helicase activity. Lineage: Eukaryota; Metazoa; Arthropoda; Arachnida; Trombidiformes; Tetranychidae.